AUGACUAUUAAAGGAGCUGUCACAGAUGCAAAUCCUAUCAUUGCACCAGUAGAGGCAACAAAACGAGAGUUUACAUACUCUGAGAUCCUCCAGAUCACCAACAAUUUAAAGAGGAUUCUUGGCAAAGGUGGAUUUGGAACAGUUCAUCAUGGAUGCAUGGACAAAACUCAAGCAGCUGUCAAGAUGCUUUCACCAUCUUCAGUUCAAGGGCUUCAACAAUUUCAUGCUGAGGCACACGUUAAUCUUGUGAUGAGAGUUCAUCAUAUUAACUUGACAAGCCUUGUAGGAUAUUGCAAUGAUGAAAACCACACAGGGCUUGUGUACGAGUACAUGGAAAAUGGAAACUUACAAGCAUAUCUAUCAGGUUGUAUUAUGUAUGUAUUGCAAAUGUUUCAUAAUGGUAUUCCAGUACGAAGGAACUUCCUAACUCCUAAGGUAAGCACAGAGCAUAAUGGUAUUAGGGCAUGA
This is a messenger RNA of Prunus armeniaca (apricot), 468 nucleotides long. The record is from the annotation of a GenBank genome assembly. Lineage: Eukaryota; Viridiplantae; Streptophyta; Magnoliopsida; Rosales; Rosaceae.